This is a messenger RNA of Mobula hypostoma (lesser devil ray), 5269 nucleotides long. It is a transcript of the gene ikbke, whose product is annotated as inhibitor of nuclear factor kappa B kinase subunit epsilon. Gene Ontology annotation, molecular function: ATP binding; protein serine/threonine kinase activity. Gene Ontology annotation, cellular component: cytoplasm. The coding region runs from base 567 to 2762 and encodes 731 amino acids. The transcript has 22 exons. The record is from RefSeq and is a predicted model, not a curated record. Lineage: Eukaryota; Metazoa; Chordata; Chondrichthyes; Myliobatiformes; Myliobatidae. Gene Ontology annotation, biological process: peptidyl-serine phosphorylation.
UUUAACGACGCCUGCUAAGCCCUUUUUGGUUCAGUUGCACUUCGAAAGAUUAUUGUUUCCAAAAUUCGUUAAGUCAGGCGCGGGACCUAUCCGGAAGAAUAAACCUGUCUCAGUAUAAAGUCCUGAGGAUCUACAGUGACACAGUGAAACUUUACUACUGAGGUAGUACAGUACGGUGGAGGUGGCCUGCCACGCAGGAGAGCAUUUGAUUAAAGUGCUGGAAAGUUAAAUAUUGUGGAGGGAACUCCCCUGCGCAACUUCCCGCCUCUGCUGUGUUUGCAAGAUCUUUUCUGGAUAUUGGUGAUGUGCAUUGUUAUGAACACAUGAGGUUCUGCAGAUGCUGAAAUCUUGAACAACAACACCACACAGGAUGCUGGAGGAACUCAGCCGGUAACGCAGCAGGGGAGUAGACAGUCGAUGUUUCAGGCCGAGACCCUUCAUCCGGAUUGGAAAGGAAGGCGGGCAGAAGCCAUUCUGAGAAGGUGGCGGACGGGGGGAGAUGGGAAGGAGUACGAGCUGGCAGGUGCUAGCCAGAAGAACCCUAAAGUUUAUUUCCUAAACCGGGGAUGCAGAGCACUGCGAAUUACCUCUGGUUACUUAGUGAUGUCCUCGGGCAAGGAGCAACUGCAAGUGUGUAUAAAGCACGUCGCAAGCAAACUGGAGAUCAUUAUGCUGUCAAGGUGUUUAAUCAUGUCAGUUACAUGCGCCCUUACGAAGUGCAGAUGAGAGAGUUUGAAAUGUUACGCAAAUUAAACCACAAGAAUAUUGUCAAGCUGUUUGCCGUGGAGGAAGUGGGAAGCACCAAGCAGAAGGUCCUUGUGAUGGAAUACUGUGCCGGUGGAAGUCUACUCAAUGUUUUGGAAGAAUCAGAAAAUGCUUUUGGCCUUUCGGAAUCUGAGUUCCUGAUUGUGCUACAGAGUGUUGUUGCUGGCAUGAAUCAGCUGAGAGAAAAUGGAGUUGUGCACCGGGACAUUAAGCCGGGGAACAUCAUGCGAGUGGUUGGAGAAGACGGUCAAUCUAUCUAUAAACUGACUGACUUCGGAGCAGCCAGAGAACUGGAGGAUGGUGAACAGUUCAUGUCACUGUAUGGGACUGAAGAAUAUUUGCACCCAGAUAUGUAUGAGCGUGCUGUGCUCCAUAAACCCCAACACAAGAAGUUUGGAGUCACUGUGGAUCUGUGGAGCAUUGGUGUGACCUUUUACCAAGCAGCUACUGGCAGUCUACCUUUCAUUCCAUUUGGAGGGCCUCGCAAGAAUAAGGAGAUGAUGUAUAAAAUCACAACAGAAAAGCCAGAGGGAACCAUCGCAGGAGUGCAGCACAGAGAGUGCGGUCCCGUGGAGUGGAGCAAGGAGCUGCCAAUCACUUGCAGGCUCUCAGUAGGCUUGAGGCUUCUACUAGUUCCCAUCCUCGCCAAUAUCCUAGAGGCCGAUCAAGACAAGUGCUGGGGAUUUGACCAGUUCUUUGCAGAGACCAAUGACAUCCUCCACAGAACUGUGAUCCACAUCUUCUCAUUGCCGCAAGCUACGAUGCAUAAAGUCUAUGUCCAUUCCUACAACACAAUCAAUAUAUUGAAGGAUGCCAUUUUUAGACAGACUGACAUACCAGCUCCCGAUCAGGAGUUUAUUCAUGAAGGGCAUUGCUUGGAGCUGGACUUGGUCCAGCAGGUGAACUUGGUACCAAGAACAACAGAGGAGAGGCCAAUCAUUCUGGUGAGCAAGGAGCAGAAGGCACCCAUUGGAAUCGUAUACAAAGAGCCCGAGGUGCCAACCUUUCCACCAAAGUUUGACUUGAUUAGUGAUGCAAAUCUUGCAAAGACUGUGACAAGUGCUGUUCACCAACUGCUAAGGAUCACAAAAUCCCUAAUGAAAUGUCAAGACUUAAUCUUUCGGGGAUUAUACUGGAUGCUUGCAAUCUUGAAAGAGGACUGCAGAAAAACUAUUCAGCAAGUUACAACUUUGAAUCUGAAGUUGGAUUCCUGCCAGAGCACCAUGAUGACCAUGCAGAAGAUAUGUGGCCCACACUAUCGAACAAAUCCAGCUGAAGUUGGUGAUGUCCAUAUUAAGCUGCAAUCGACGAUGGAUUUCCUGGCAGGCAUCUCCCAGAAUGUUAAAAACAGUCAGAAGCAACUGGAUCUGAUAGCAGCGGAAUGGUCCAACAGCAGUGACAUCCAUCACAAAGACAAUACGACGAAACCAAAGCACCCGGAGCAAACCUACACGGUGACGGAGAACGUAAUCGGAAAAGUGGGAGUCUUACUUGAGAAAGUGUCCGCCAUUCACCACCAGCUCAAAAAAGAUCGAAUGAGAAUGAAGCUGCAGUAUAAUGAUGAGCAGAUCCAUAAAUUUGAGAAAAUCAGAAUGGGAGUCCAUGCCAAGAAGGUGCUGGUGUUGUUCAGAGACGAUUGUGUACAGAAGUAUCAGAAGCUGCUAACCUGUUUGAAGGACUGGAUGAGGAUUGCCUGUGACAUCAGGAAGCAACUGAGACCUCUUGGUGAACAAUAUGAGAACCUCAGUCAGGACCUGGAGAACUGUGAAGCUUAUUUGAACAAGAUACUGGACCAGAUCCUUUUGAGGCUUCAAGAAGACCAGCAAACCUUGACAAAAUCAACAGCCUCGGCUGUCUACCCUGACCAGAAAUGCAUGGAAAUGGUCAUCAGGAUGAAGCAGCUGAAGCAGGAGAUGGAAGACAUAACUCAGGAACUCCAGCACAACAACAUGAUCAUCCAAAGACUGAAUGAUGUUCAGCAGCCACGAGGUGUCUGAGGUUUGGGCAUUAAAGAUGAGACAAUGGAGUGAAGAAAGGCAAUCGUGUCAUGUCUUUAUAGACAUCACCAUGACAUUGGAAGGACCAGAAUUCCAUUUUAAAAACUGGACAUGUCUUACUGAAGCAUGGAGAGGCGCGAGUUCAGGCUUGUUGAAAUGUCAUAAUGUAAACUGAGUAAUGAUGUUGGGAACCUUCCUCCCAGUUUUAUUUUCAUGCCUAUAGAAACUAAAAAGUAGAGUGAUGAAAAAUACAAGAGCUAUAGCCCAUGUAAACAAUUGUUAGAAAGUCUACUGCUUGUACACCAGUGUAUGUGUGUAUUUGGGAGUGAGAUUGGAACUUGUAUUUAAUUUAAGCUUUGUAUGUACAGUUGUCUAAUCUUAAGUCCCUUUUUACUAAAAGAACAAGUGUAGACAGGAGGUUCUUGCCAAACUGCUUCGCGAUUUACUACCGCCCAGGGGCUGCUCUCUUUCCUCAACACAUCCUAUUUUUUGACUACCACUAUCUUUUGAUUUAUUAACCUGUGCCUUAAAUGAAAUCAGCAAUUGAAUGUCUACUCACCACCCAUAGUGGGAGGGUUGGGUGAUUAUAUUGUUAAACUCUUUGUACAAUACCCAGGGAACCCAGUGAAGUUGGAGGUUAAAACGGAGUCGCUUCUAUCGGUCCUCACAGUUGGAUGGCUCUGGAUUAAUAGUAAACCAGAUUCUCUUGUCAUCGUGUCAUGUUUCAUAACACUCCAAGAAAAUGGUUGCCUUGCACAGUGUCUGCUGAGGAGGGCUGUGGACUCCUCGUCCCUAGUUUCUGUUUGAUAUCAGGUUUAGGGAAUUGGUGUCAGUUGGCCAAUAAUGCCACCACUGUCAUGCCUACACAGGCUGAUUCCACAUUCCAGGAGAGAACACAGCAGCGUGAGCAACGUUAGUUGGCAAUGUGCCAACACAAAGUGCUGCUCAGAUCACUCAACCCCAGAAUCAAACCUGGUCCUCUCUAAUAGGUCAGUAUUGCACUAUGGAAAAACACAAGGCCAGUCAACCCAUUAAGCAUUUGAACAUUGUACCACUCAAACAGAUUAUGGAUAAUCUAGCAUCAAGCACAUUUUUAAUUUUUUUUGCCUCCUACUCCUUUGCUUAAAAAAAUGGAAAAAAUCAAUUCAUACAAAACCAACAUAUUAGAUUUGAGCAGAGGAAAUGGGAAAAUGCUCUGGAAUACUCAAUAGAUCGGGCAGCAGCUGAAGAAUGAAGAACAAGACUUGCAUUAGAAGUGGCACAGAGUGACACAGCAGGUUUUUCAGGCAGUGCUGGGGCAGAGAAAGUGAGAAGUACAGAAAACAAAAUGGCCGUGUGGUGAAAUGGGAAAUUGAUGGUGGUACAAUUAGAUACAAUGGCACAAGUGAAAGCUGAAGAGGAGGAGGAGUGGGAGUAGUAGAAUCAUUAUCACUAGAUAUGUUUUGGAAGACUGGAGCAGAGGUUACAACCCGAAACUUGAUGUUUCUAGCAGUCUUUGCAUUGUGCCCAACUGAAAAGUGGAAGGUUGUUUGACCUGCGUGAUAUAUUGAGCUCCUUAAAAGCACUGGCAUUCUUUUGAGAUUGGAGAAUUCCUGUUUUCUAUAACCUUUUCAUGGAAUAAUUACACCAGUUUUCCUUUACUACAAAUAACAGCUUACCAUAUAGGUAACAUGCAAAGUAUAUGCUAUUCCUGGGAAUUGUACUCCACCAGGACUGUUCCCAACCCCAACUCAUUCCAGACUCUUACACAGCCAAGUGUAUUAUGGAAAUGAUUCCAGGUUUAAAUGGCUUGUCAUAUGAAGAGUAUUUGAUGGCUCUGAGCCUGCAUUCACUGGAAUUUAGAAGAAUGAGAGGUGAUCUAAUUGAAACCUAUUGAAUGGUGAAAGGUCUUGAUAGAGUAGAUGUAGAGAGGAUGUUUCCUAAGGGGUUGAGUGUCUAGGACCAGAAGGCACAACCUCAAAAUAGAGGGACGUCCUUUUAGAACCGAGAUGAGGAAUUUCUUUAGCCAGUUAGUGGUGAAUCUGGAAUUUGUUGCCACAGGCAGCUGUGGAGGCCAAGACUUCAUGUAUAUUUAUGGCAGAGUUGGGGGGGGGCGCGGUGCAGGGGAAGGCAGGAGAUUGGGACCGAGAGGAAAAUUGGAUCAGCCAUGAUGAAAUGGUGAAGCAGACUCGAUGGGCCAAAUAGCCUAAUUCUAGUCCUAUAUCUUAAGAGUUUUAAAGGUAUAUUUCUUCUUCCUCUCUCAUUUCUUGUAAUAUUGCUAUUUAUAAGAAGUAUCUGGUUGUCCAUCUAUCUUAAAAUAUGUGCCUGGUGUCUUUUCUUUUGUUAAAUCUGUGAAGACCUCUACCAUGUUGAAUAUGUGUGCCAAUACAAAUUGUUUUGUCUCUACACAGUGGUUUUGGUUCAGUCACUGCCUCCAGUUCCAAUAUCCCAGCUGCUUGUGGUUUGCAGUGUGGAAAAUACAUCUAUCACAAAACAUGGAAUGGAAUGUACAUGGGGAAAACUGUAAA